Molecule: messenger RNA, 1630 nt
Organism: Canis lupus familiaris (dog)
Lineage: Eukaryota; Metazoa; Chordata; Mammalia; Carnivora; Canidae
Exons: 2
Coding region: 118-849 (243 amino acids)
Source: RefSeq, a predicted model, not a curated record
GGGGCAGGUGUGGCCGCGCACGGACGCCGCGGCUUAGGGACCCCCGCGCUUCGAGCCCGGCACGGGGGGAAGUCGAGCCGGGGCUGGAAACGCGGCCGCUUGAGAGGCUCCUGAUCGAUGCGCUCGGAGUUCUAUUGCAUGUUAAAGAGACAGCGCCCACCGGGUCGCAGGAGGUCUGCGCCGGCCCCAGGACGGAGGGACGGAGGGACCGAGGGCGGGCGGGCGGCCUGGUGGUCGCUGGUUCGCGCGCGGGGGCUGAGCCCCCGGAGGACACACCUGUAUUCAGGUCGUCGCCACGUGGGCCACGAGGAGCGUCGCGAUGUGAGUCACAGAUGCUGGUGGACGGACGACGCCGUGACCGCCGCGGCCGCAGGGAGCCCCGCGGAGAAGCUCGAGCGGCCGCGAGGGCCCCGGGUCGACCCGAUGGCGGCGGCCUCGAGGACGCGGGUCCGAGAUCCCGGGGCCAGAGCUCGCGCCGCGGGGUGCGUCCCGGUCUCGGGCCUCCCUGAGCGCGGGCGGGACGGCGCGAAACCUACCGAGAUACGCGUUACCGGCAGCAAAGGAAGCGAGGCGGCGGCGGCCCACGCCCGGGAGGGCAGGUGUGUCCCCGCCUGCGGCCAGGCCCUCCGGCCGCGGGCUCCGGCGCUCGUCGACACUGCACGUCGCAACCGCAAGCAGCCGGGAGGUGCCUUUGGGUCUCGGUCUCGGUUCAAGUCCAGGAUGGAGAAGGCCCUGAGUCCUACAGAUUUCCGACGGACGGAGGUCAGACCAUCGCCAAUGAUACUGCUGAUAGAACAACCAAGGAUCUGGCCUGUGUACAGCCAAGCGGGCCUGCUGGCAGGCUCUUGAGGUGACCUAACCCCCCUGUCCCAGCUUUGCAGCCCAACAGAGCAGCGUUGCCCUCCAGCCAAGAGGGCAAACCAGAAUAUUCCUGCUCUGCAGACAGAAGGGUGUGAAGAGAGAGGAGGGUGGCAGGGGCUGAGCUGAGUGGGCCCCCCUUCUCCUCAACUGUCUACCCCCACCCCGCUGGGGCACCCCUCAAACCCACCCCCAUCUCAGGACAGGGAAAGGGAGGCGGGGAGGCCAGAAGAGUUCCUGGGGGCAGCGCCUCCUUGCGGGGAGCAGGGGCCGGGGAGCAAGGCCCGAGGGUCUCCGGGUCUGACAGUGGACUAGGCCACUGACUGUCGAAGUUUCCAGCGCAGUAGAAGGACCCAUGGCCCUGGGUUCACCGAGGUGCUGCGAGCAGGCCAACCGUCACCCACCAGGCAUCCGUCCCCACAGCUGGGCCUGCAGGCUGGGGGGGGACAGGAGGCCUCGGGACAGCAGGUGGGAGGCCACGCAGGACUUGCCAGCAGGGUGCGGGGAGGCAGGAAUGGCCUUCCAGCAAACACCCGGCUCCGGGUUGGGUUUGGAAAGAAGAGGACUGUGGUAGAGGGAGGGGGUGUGUUUGGUUCCUCAGCACCCAUUCCCGUGCCUGUGGGGACAGGGUGGGGGACAGCUGGCCGUGGAACCCUUGGGGUCUACUGAGCACGGGAUGCGAGGUGACACAGGCCUGGGAAAUGGAAAGGCUGGAGACCCGGCUGCCCUGAGCACACCCCCUGGGGGCAAGGGUACAAGAGUGUCCUUCCAG